Molecule: messenger RNA, 1970 nt
Organism: Hyposmocoma kahamanoa
Lineage: Eukaryota; Metazoa; Arthropoda; Insecta; Lepidoptera; Cosmopterigidae
Product: mannosyl-oligosaccharide alpha-1,2-mannosidase IA-like
Exons: 10
Coding region: 199-1779 (526 amino acids)
Biological process (GO): carbohydrate metabolic process; N-glycan processing
Cellular component (GO): Golgi membrane; endoplasmic reticulum
Molecular function (GO): calcium ion binding; mannosyl-oligosaccharide 1,2-alpha-mannosidase activity
Source: RefSeq, a predicted model, not a curated record
GCAAAGCAUCCGAAACAUUGUGUUUGCUUGAAAAAAGAAAUACGUACGAUUUUCAUCCGGAUUUUCCGAGGGCAGAGAUUCAAUCCUAAUAUGUAACUAUUGCGUAAACCGUAGAAUUCGAUACCAAAGUUUGCUUCGUUUAUAUAAACAACUUGAUAAAAAUCAGCAUUAUUAUGUAAAUUUCGUAUUGUUGAAACAAUGUGUAACAAAAUGUACGCUACAAUACAUUUCGCGAUAACGGCACUGAUGCUUUUUGGGGCGACGUUCUUGAUCAUGUACAUAAUGAAUUUGAACUAUGAGACGGUUUUGCAUAGGCGGCGGCCUCGCGCCGCCGAUCCCGCGCCGGUAGAGUUUAUGGAAGACAAUACACGCGGCUAUGUGACCAGCUCCAACGACACAAUUCAAAAAGCGCUUACUGUUAAACAGAUGAUGACGCACGCAUGGAACAGCUACAAAGUAUACGCGUGGGGUAAGAACGAACUGAAGCCAAUGUCCAAACGGGCUCAUUUGUCAAGCGUCUUCGGGCCGCACGACCUGGGAGCCACGAUCGUCGACGGCUUGGACACGCUGUACCUGAUGGGCAUGAUGGACGAGUUCAGAGAAGGCCGAGAUUGGGUUGCGGAGCAUUUGAAUUUUAAAGAAGUUGACUAUGAGCUGUCCGUGUUCGAGACGACGAUCCGCUUCAUGGGCGGGCUUCUGGCGUGCUAUUCUCUCACGGGCGACUCCAUGUUCAAAGACAAGGCUGCGGAGGUAGCUGACGCCUUGCUGCCGGCCUUUGAAACUCCCACUGGACUGCCGUAUGGACACAUCCAACCUUAUACUAAGGCGAGUUACCCUUCCGGCUGGGCUGCUCCAAACAGCAUUCUCUCAGAAAUCGGCACAUUGCAUUUGGAAUUCUCUUAUUUGUCUGACGUUACUGGAAUCGAGGUCUACAAAGAUAAGGUGGACCGCAUCCGGCAGGUGCUGAAUGACAAGCCGGGGAAUCUGUACUACACCUCCAUCAAUUCGCACAACGGACAGUGGGCACUGCCUCACAUGUCCCUUGGCGCUUUCGGCGACUCUUUCUACGAAUACCUGCUGAAAGCAUGGCUGAUGUCUGGAAGGACCGACAAGCAAGCACGCAUCAUGUUUGACAAUGCGAUGGAAGUCGUGCUAAAUAAGAUGCUGCGCGUAUCUAACUCAGGACUGUCCUACUUGGUUGAUUUGCAAUUCGGCAUUGUGGUCGAGGAGAAAAUGGACCACUUGUCUUGUUUUGCCGGUGGCAUGUUCGCACUAGCCUCUACGACAUUGAAUAACUCGUUGUCUGAACGCUACAUGGACGUGGCGAGCAAAUUGACGCACACCUGUCACGAGGCUUAUUCCAGAUCUGUGACGAAACUUGGACCUGAGGCCUUCAGAUUCAAUGGUGCAGUGGAAGCGCGAGCGUUAAGGAAAAAAGAGAAGAAGUACCUGUUGAGACCAGAAACCUUCGAGAGCUACUUCAUCAUGUGGAGACUCACCAAAGACCAGAAGUAUCGAGAUUGGGGAUGGGAGGGUGUGCAGGCGUUGGAAAAGCACUGCCGCGUGGACGGCGGGUACACGGGUCUCCUUGAUGUAUACCAUCUACGUCCGAAAAAAGACGACGUACAACAGAGUUAUUUCCUCGCAGAGACGCUCAAGUACCUGUACCUGCUGUUUUCCGAUGACUCGUUGGUGCCGCUUGAUGAGUGGGUGUUCAACACCGAAGCGCACCCGCUGCCCAUCAAAGGCAAGAACCAGCUGUACCACCAGGACAACUAAGUGCUGAGGAAAUAUAGCGCAACCUCUUAAAUUAAAACCACAGAGGAAUUGUUUUUUAAUACACUACCGGACACAAUUCGAGAUGUCUUGAAUUUUUAGUAUGUUUGAUUGAUCGAAGAAUAUAAAUGUAAUUUUGAAACUGGUUUACCUACGAAAUGUCAUUUCCAUAAGCCUUCGUUAAAAAUUUGAAU